AUGGGAUCGGCCGAAGAGCUCACAGUCGGUCAAGCCUCGGGCUUGAUCGCGUUUGGGAACGCGAUGGCCGCAUUCACGAUCCCCCUGUUUCUUACGGCGGCGCUAGUGCGCUGGUUCAACAAGCCGGCCUCUGCCGCAACAUGGACUGUCAUAGCCCGCCAACUACACUCCUCCCUCUGGCCCACCCUCCUACGCACCGACUCGGUCGCCUCCACCAACGUGCACUGGACGGUGACUGCUAUCGCCUACGCCAACGUCAGCUUGGCUGUGCUGCUGCUCAUCUCAGGCAUCGUCACGCCCCUCGGCCUAAGCGAUAAGAUUGGCCCCAUCAAGCGCCACACUGCUGUUCGCUUCGAGUAUGCGCCCGAUCUGUCGACCUACGGGGCGAGUACUCCAGCCCGUCCGGGGCAGGGCGAGAACAGUCACUUGCCGGGGUUGUCGCGGGAUUGUUGGAUCAGGUCCGUGCAGUGUCCUGGCAUUGAUGUGAAAGGGUUUGUGCCACAGGCGUACCGAUAUGGAUACGAGAAGAACGGGACCGUGUAUAAUGCCUCCAUUACAUCGACGACGCAUGUCCCGCGGAAUUUGACAGACAUGUUUCAAAGCCAUCGAGGCCGGUUCCCGGAUGUCGCCGGGAUUUUCGACUUGCAGUAUCGGGUCUGGCGGCCGCUGACGUCGGAGUAUUUUGACGACAAGAAGCCGUACCCGGCGGGUCGGAUGCAGCAUGUAGAUAUGCUCAUUCCGCGCGACGGCGUGGUGUUAGUUGAGGGCGCGAUCGCGGAUUUUAGUAGCGGUAAGUCAGGGGGCGGUAUCGGGUUCCGUAACCAUAGCGCGCCGUCUCAGCUGAACGGCUACGGCGCGCAGUGGACCGAGGACGUGCUGUGGAUCGAGCCGGAUAUCGCGUGCUCCGCGACGAACCUAUCGGUGGAAUUUGAGCUGGGGGACAUCGCCAACACCAGCAGCCCGGUGCGAACAGUGUUCCUAGUCGACGACGGUGGAUUUGCGCGCCUCCGACACGGCGACCCUUACGACCGAUGGCCAUCCCUCAACUUCAGCGCCCCCAACGUGCGGCUCCGCGCUGACCGGUCCGCUCAGUUGUCCAACUUCCUCCUCGGCGUCGUCUUCAACAUCACCGAUAACAUGCGUAGUGCCAUCUACGGCUUCAACACCACCAUCGGUGCGCGCUACCCCGUCCCGAAGGACACCCCUUACGGUUACGGCUACGACGCGACGGCUGAGACCCUCGUCCCGCUCGGUGUGCGUACCUCGCGGCCGGCCGGCGGCUGGCUUGGCCUGCCCUCCGGCAUCGGUUUCAACGUCAACGGUAGCGUGUACACCGACUACGGCGAGACCAUCCUGAAGCACCCUAUUGACCACCCCUUCGAGUACGGCGUCGCGCUACUAACUCAGCUCGAGGGCCGGUGCUCGGGGGAGUAUGGUAACGACGCGACCCGCGACGACUACAACGUGGCGUGUACGUAUUUCUUUGGUGCCCCGCAGCGUGUCGACCGCGGCUCGCCGCUGUUGCAGGAGGACGGGUCCAAAUGGAAGCUCCCAAUGCACGUUUGCGCGGGAGCGAGCAAGGCGUCGAUUAAGACGGUGUCGUUUGCGAUGAACUCAUCGACAACGAGUAGUGACACAGACGCCAACACCCCGCACUCGAUCGAAAACCUCGUCGUGCAGAGCAUCAAGCCCAAGCACUACACCCGCGAAUCUGAUUACCCCCUCUGGGCCAUCGAGGAUUGGUGGUCCAAAGCAGGCGCCGCUUCGUUCUACGCACCGCUAUGGGGCAUCGUCGACGACCGCUACAACAACACGCCCGGGUACAACUUCACGCGGGCGCCGUCGUUGUAUUUGCCCAAGUCAAUGCUCACACUGAACAUCCAGACGGGCGACGCCGUGGACAUCUUGGCGGGGGCCUCGGCGCCGUGGGAGGUGCUGGACUACACUAUGAGCGAGGCCUUUGACCGGCGCGUCAGCAAUUAUGUGCCGACAUACAACGGCGCCAACAACCUCGCGCUUCAGGCCAAGUGGGCGUCGUUGAGCAAGACGGCCGAGGGCGCUGCGACGGUGCUACAACUAGUGUGGACUGAUUUGAUGACUAGUGCCGUGGUCGGGACGAGCCAUCUCGCUGGCACAGAAAAGGGGACGAUAAACAAACGCGCCGCCGAUGAUGCGGCUGCUGUUGAUCCCGAUACCCGCAUCGUCACAACCUACGGCCGAAAACUGGCUUACGACAUGCGCUUCGCUAUACCCGCCAUCGUCCUGCUUUGCGCCUGGCUGGCCGUCUUCGUCUUCGGCAUCGUGCUCGUCACCGUCCACGGCCAUCUUCCCUCCCACAUCCGGAAGCUCCUGAACGACACCAGCGUCGGGCGCAUCGCCGCGACCAUGGCUGACGCCGAUACCAAGGCCCUGUUGGCCACCUCCACGGACCACUGGGUUAAGUCUGCCGGCCGGACGCAAGUUGCGCUGGGGGUGGAGCCUGGUGGCAGUGGUGACCGGGAUGGGCGUGAUGAUCAUGAGAUAAGGGAUGGUGAGAGCGUGGCGGCCAAGUCGGGAAAGCGUUCGGAGGACUACGCGUAUGCCGUAGAGCCCCAGGAGAUGGAGCUCCUCCCCCAAUCGCACCCUUAUGAAUCGCAGGUGUACCAACAGACACCCCAAGAACCCUAUCAACAAACAUACCAGCAACCGUACCAGCAGCCAUACCAGCAACCGUACCAGCAGCCAUACCAGCAACCGUACCAGCAGGCACAUGGACACCAAGGAUACCAACAGCCACCUUACCAGCAGGAGCCGUAUGCGAUGCAAUGGCAUGGGCGCCGAAGCGCCGGUACGGGGACUCACCCGAGCAGUACAAGCGAGGCAUUGGGUAGUUAG
This is a messenger RNA of Dichotomopilus funicola, 2874 nucleotides long. RefSeq lists its product as uncharacterized. The record is from RefSeq and is a predicted model, not a curated record. The transcript has 3 exons. The coding region runs from base 1 to 2874 and encodes 957 amino acids. Lineage: Eukaryota; Fungi; Ascomycota; Sordariomycetes; Sordariales; Chaetomiaceae.